CCUCGUCAUCGUUGUCUCGUUUCGCCCUUUCGGCUCCCUCCUCGCUCCCCUGCCCCCAUCUGGCUUUGGCAUCGGCACCUUUGUCGCUUCCAUCCCAACCCCGGCAUGCUCAGGGCCAUCUCCUGUUGUUUUGGAGGGUCCGCAGACCCGGUCGACGACCGAGAUGUCUCCUCGCAGACCCCUGUCUCCCAACAACCAACAUUCCCUUCUCCGCCCGAUCCCUUGGGUCCCUGGCUCCAUCCUGUCGAGUGCCUCGUCAACAUUGCCCGCGACGAGCCCGAUGCCCUCCUGAUCAACACAUAUGAGAGCGGCGCCUCGGAGCGACUCAGCUAUCUCCGUGUGUGGAAGCAGGCGUACUCGGUCGCCCAGGCUCUCAAGGCUCUCCCUGGCUGGAACGACGACGACCACGAGGUCAUCGGCACCUUCUGCGAGGCCGAAGCCAGCUGGGUGAUCUUCUCAUUUGCUGUGUGGAUGCUGGGCAAGAAAACACUCAACCUCGCUCUCAAUCUGCCUGCUGCUGCCCGCAAGGCUCUGUGCGAGAGAUACUCCAUCAAGUACAUCCUCUACCACCACACCAAGCCUGGCCGCACCAUUGGAGUGACGCUGGUCAAUGCCACCACGUUCCCAGUGCUGGACAACGUCCCACCCCCGUCUCUCGAAGUCUGUGAACCCCUUGAUGAGUUAGUAGCGAUCGCCUGCACCUCUGGAACAACGGGCAUCCCCAAGUCGUUCCAGUUCCCACACACUGGAGCUAUCACUAUUCGAACAUCCAUCGGGAUCAGCAAGUGUAGUGUCGGGCUCCUGCAGGCCCCGUCAUUUGCGGCAACAUUGACACUCGUGUUCAGUGCACUCAAUCUUCAAGGAUCCGUGUGGCUUCCAGAGCCCACAUACAAUAUUGUCGAGAAAGCAAGGAAUGUUGCUCAAAUCUUGGAUGACGGUGUUGCCUUUGUAUUAAUAGUAGGUCGUGGACAACUAAAUAUUCGGGAGUAAUUUUGUUCACAUGCUGAUGUCACUCAUCCUCCCUCAGACUCCCUCGUUCAUGAAGUUGAUCAUCAGCACCGCGGUUUCCCGGAACCCGAAUGUCAAAUUGACGAAAACAAAGAAAAUAUUGAUUGGCGCAGAACUCGUACC
This is a messenger RNA of Polychytrium aggregatum, 1131 nucleotides long. RefSeq lists its product as uncharacterized. The coding region runs from base 106 to 990 and encodes 294 amino acids. The transcript is spliced from 6 exons. The record is from RefSeq and is a predicted model, not a curated record. NCBI's taxonomy places the organism in Eukaryota, Fungi, Chytridiomycota, Chytridiomycetes, Polychytriales.